UCGAACGAAUAAUGUCACGCCAAGAAGUUUUUCGAGCAGAAAACUGCUGAAGCAAAUCGCGUGAGUCAUUCCACAUUUUCUUUAUGGAGUUCUAAAAGUUAUGUAUUUAAAGAUGAUGAUGUGCAGCAGAUUAUCUCCAUUAGCCAAUGAAAAUGAACCGUAUACAUUCUCGUAGCUGGAUUUAUCUCUUUUCUUAUCAUUUAUCAUGUGAUACGGACGCUAGGAGAUUAUCUCUUGUGCAAAUUUGUUGAGUGCACAGAGCUUAAAUUAGUGAGACAUUGUUGAUAAUUCUUUUUGAAAAUCGCACUUUCAACAUAAAAUGACUCGAAUAUUUGUGUUGCUUAUUUUACUUUGUUACCAAAGAAAGAGCGAAAGCGGAAAUUUAACAAGAAUAUUUUGUAAAUCAUCAUUAUCAUCACCAUCAUCAUCGCCAUCAUUUUUAUAUUUAACUCAUUAUCUCUCUGAUUUCUGUAAUCCAUCAUCCACGUAUACCAUUUACGCAAAGGAAAGUGGCACGUAUUCAUCUGGGAUAUUUAAAAUGACCAGAAACGAUACUCCGUACGAUGUAGAUAAAAACUGUAACGUUGUUCUUAAAAUACCAGACAAUUAUAAGGUUUUACUUAGUUUCUUUUACGUUGACAUCCGUAAAAACGAACAUAGUCAAUGUGUGGAUCAAUUACAAAUAUCUCACUUUACUACUAAUAAACUCAUUUUGAAACCAAUUUGUGGAAGAUGGUAUAAUAAACGUGGUGAUAGAACAGUUUUUCCACUAAAUAGCUUUGUCAUGAGGUUUAAAAGUAAUUCAACUGGAUACAAUUGGAAUCAUACGGGUUUUAGUUUCAUGUAUACUGUAUAUAACCACAAUAGCAACAAUUCAGUUGGCAUAGGUGGCUACAUAGGAUUGACAUUUGCAGUACUGUUACUUAUUUUAAUAUUACUGUUCCUUGUGUCUCCUCCUUUGAAGAGAGAUUCAUCUCGUGUGCCUGAAAUACCAACAAUUUCAUCUUCGUGCCAGUGGCAUACUGGAACGUCCAACUUUCCUCCACCUUAUUCUGAAAUUGAAGAUCGUCCUCCUUCCUAUGAGGAGGCAGUUAGAACUAAUACAUCCUGA
Messenger RNA from Centruroides sculpturatus (bark scorpion), 1111 nucleotides. RefSeq lists its product as uncharacterized. The coding region runs from base 320 to 1111 and encodes 263 amino acids. NCBI's taxonomy places the organism in Eukaryota, Metazoa, Arthropoda, Arachnida, Scorpiones, Buthidae. The transcript has 3 exons. The record is from RefSeq and is a predicted model, not a curated record.